Messenger RNA from [Candida] anglica, 1488 nucleotides. The record is from the annotation of a GenBank genome assembly. Lineage: Eukaryota; Fungi; Ascomycota; Pichiomycetes; Serinales; Debaryomycetaceae.
AUGUCUACUUUCACAUUUACAUGGCCUAAGGGACCAACCGAAGUUAUUCUUACCGGUACCUUUGAUAACUGGUCCAAAUCUCUUCCACUUGUUAAGCAAGCCGAUGGUUCAUUUGAAUUGACUGUCCCAUUACCAGCUGACUCUGAAACUCUUCUUUAUAAAUAUGUCGUUGAUGGUGAAUGGUCCGUUUCCAAGACCCAAAACAUCACCAAGGACGAAUCUGGUAUUGAAAACAAUAUCAUCAACAAGGCUGAUUUAGUCGAAACCAAGGUUGCUGGUGGAAUUGUUCCAGAAUCCGGCUUGCCAAUUGCUGCUGCUGCUACUGGAUCUGACUUGAAGACUACUGUCUUACCAAAGUCUGAACCAACUCACCCAACCAUUGCUGGUGAACCUGGUAUCUUUGUUCCAAAGGACGCUGAAGCUUUGGCUGCUUUCAACACCAUUGAAGAACCAAGAGAAUUGAACGGAGGUGCCGACGAUGCUGCUGCCACUGCCGCUGCUCUUGAAGCCGAAGAAAAGAAGAAGCAAAAGAAGAAGGUUAAGAAGAGUAAGUACAAGGCCAAGAAGAAGAAGAAGGCUGCUGAAGGUGCUGCCACUACCACCGAAGGUGAAACUGAAGAAGCCACACCAGAACCAGAAAGUGGUUUGGACAAGGAAGAUGAGGCUACUGCCACUGCUGCCGCUGUUGCUGCCGUUGCUGCUGCUGCUCCAGUUUCCAAGGUUGCUGAACCAGUUGCUCCAGUUGAAGCUGCAGAACCAGUUGCCCCAGUUGCCCCAGUUGAAGCUGCCGAACCGGUUGCUCCAGUCGCUCCAGUUGAAGCUGCUGAACCAGUUGCCCCAGUUGCUCCAGUUGAAGUUGCUGAACCAGUUGCUCCAGUUGCUCCAGUUGAAGUUUCUGAACCAGUUGCUCCAGUUGAAGUUGCUGAACCAGUCAAGGUUGCUGAACCAAUUGUUUCUGAACCAAUCGUUUCCGAACCAAUUGAACCAAUUACUGAAAAAUCCACCACCAUUCCAGAACCAACUGUUGAAGCCACUGAACCAGAACCAAUACACACCUUGGACCCAAAGGCUGCUCAUCCUGAAACUGAAACUGAAGUCAUCCCAGAACCAACUAUUGACCAAGCUGAACCAGUUGUUGAAAAGGAAGUUGAUGCUUCUCCAGUAGCUGCUGCCCCAGCCACUGAAGAAAUUGUCAUCACUCAAGGUAUUGCCAACCCAGAAGCUGCUAUUGUUGCUGCUGAAGGUGAUGUUACCGUUGAAGAACUCAAGCCAACUGAAUCUGAAGCUGCCAGAUUAACCAAGGAAGCUAACGUUCCAGCUGACGUUGCCGCCGAAGCCAUUGAAGCUGCCGCCCCAUCUUCAACCCCAGCUGCUGCCACCACCACCACUAAGUCAAAGAAGGAUGACAAGACUGUUGCCACCAAGAAGGAUGAAAAGAAGAAGAAGAAGGGCGGAUUUUUGUCCAAAUUGAAGAAGAUUUUCAGUUAG